AUGGUUUUCAAGGUUGCUGACAUUUCUCUGGCCGCUUUCGGUCGCAAGGAGAUCGAAAUUGCUGAGAAUGAGAUGCCCGGUCUCAUGUACAUGAGGCAGAAGUACGGCGCCUCGAAGCCUUUGAAGGGAGCGCGUAUCGCAGGAUGCCUGCACAUGACUAUCCAGACUGCCGUCCUCAUCGAGACGCUGGUCGCCCUCGGUGCUGAAGUGACCUGGUCGUCCUGCAACAUCUUCUCCACCCAAGACCAUGCCGCCGCUGCCAUCGCCGCGACUGGCAUCCCCGUCUUCGCGUGGAAGGGUGAGACCGAGGAGGAGUACAACUGGUGUAUCGAGCAGACGCUCGCCGCCUUCCCUAAUGGCCAGCCCCUGAACAUGAUCCUCGACGACGGUGGUGACCUGACUGCCCUCGUCCACGACAAGUACCCGCAGUACCUUAAGGACAUCAAGGGUGUCUCCGAGGAGACCACCACCGGUGUCCACCACUUGUACAGGAAGUUCAGGGAGGGCACGCUCAAGAUCCCUGCGAUCAACGUCAACGACUCUGUUACCAAGUCCAAGUUCGAUAACUACUACGGCUGCCGGGAGUCCCUGGUCGACGGUAUCAAGCGCGCAACCGACGUCAUGCUUGCCGGGAAGGUUGCCGUUGUCGCUGGGUUCGGCGACGUCGGAAAAGGAUGCGCCGAGUCCCUCAGGUCGUACGGAGCCCGUGUGCUCGUCACCGAGAUCGACCCUAUCAACGCCCUGCAGGCUGCUAUGGCUGGUUACGAAGUGACGACCAUGGAGGAUGCUGCUCCGCGGUCCAACGUCUUCGUUACGACCACCGGUAACAGGGACAUCAUCACCGGCAAGCACUUCAAUGUCAUGCCUGAGGAUGCCAUUGUUUGCAACAUUGGUCACUUCGAUGUUGAGAUCGACGUUGCAUGGCUCAAGGCUAACGCUAAGCAGGUCGUGAACGUCAAGCCCCAGGUCGACCGGUACACCAUGGCUUCCGGCCGUCACGUCAUCCUCCUCGCCGAGGGCCGUCUCGUCAACUUGGGCUGUGCAACCGGCCACCCGUCCUUUGUCAUGUCCUGCUCCUUCGCGAACCAGGUCCUGGCUCAGAUCGCCCUCUGGACAACCCCUGAGAAGUUCCCUCUCGGCGUGCACAUGCUCCCGAAGGAGCUCGACGAGGAGGUCGCGCGCGCGCACUUGGCCAACCUCAACGUCAAGCUGACCCAGCUCACGCCCGAGCAGUCGUCGUACCUCGACAUCCCCGUCAACGGCCCGUACAAGGCGCUCCACUACCGCUACUAAGCGCUGGUGGCUAUUAUCUAUCUCCCUCAAAAUCAUCUCAACGUGAUGAAGACGGCCUCAACGCGCCUCGCCAAAAAAUUGAGUGGACCCGGGGAUCUUCAACGUCCCUUUUGGUGGAGACGAUGGUUGUGACGUGUGCGGGAGUCUCAACGCUCUCCCGCCGCCGUUACUUGGAGGAGAGGAUGCGGACUGCCUCGCAGGAGGGGUCGGCAGCUCUGCUGGUCUUUGGACCGAGAGUCGGGUCGGGGGGUUGUAGUGGCAGUUAAUGGGUAUCAUGUCUUUUAACGGAAGUUAAUGCAAUCGCGUUCCUUGAAUGUAUUAUGAAUUUCUGGACCACGGCGAAGUCGUGGUCGUGAAACGAAAUUGUGCCUGUCUACAAGAUGGCCACCCGUCGG
Molecule: messenger RNA, 1688 nt
Organism: Gloeophyllum trabeum ATCC 11539
Lineage: Eukaryota; Fungi; Basidiomycota; Agaricomycetes; Gloeophyllales; Gloeophyllaceae
Product: S-adenosyl-L-homocysteine hydrolase
Exons: 9
Coding region: 1-1293 (430 amino acids)
Biological process (GO): L-methionine cycle
Cellular component (GO): cytosol
Molecular function (GO): adenosylhomocysteinase activity
Source: RefSeq, a predicted model, not a curated record